Messenger RNA from Branchiostoma floridae (Florida lancelet), 823 nucleotides. Its product is annotated as arrestin domain-containing protein 3-like. Lineage: Eukaryota; Metazoa; Chordata; Leptocardii; Amphioxiformes; Branchiostomatidae. The transcript is spliced from 3 exons. The record is from RefSeq and is a predicted model, not a curated record. Gene Ontology annotation, biological process: protein transport. Gene Ontology annotation, cellular component: cytoplasm. Bases 330 to 749 code for a protein of 139 amino acids.
UUGUCCGACAUAGGUUUAUCUGCGCAUGCGAAUAAAGGUAACCUAGCGUUACCAACUUAAAUGGUUUCAUUGUAGAGCGAGGACAGACUGGAGACGGUCCUGUGACGUCACACGUGCUGCCCGCGGGUCGCCACGCCUUCCCGUUCCAGGUCCAGCUUCCUGCGGACGGACUGCCGGACUCGUUCGAAUGGCAACGCUACGGCUAUGUUCGCUACAUCACCAAGGCAACCAUCGGCAAGCCCUACCAGUCCACAGAAAAGGUGUUCCAGGUUCUGGAUAAAGGCGAAGAGGAUUCUUGGGAAGGGUUUAGUAGAACCCACCCUCCCAACAUGGUCCGGUCGAACAGAGACCUUCGUCUCUGUUCGGACGUACGCGUGUGCUGUUUGACCGGGCCGGUGGAGCUCCAGGCCCAGCCGGACCGAACAGUCUACUGCCCAGGGGAGGUGAUCGCCAUCAGGGGAACCGUGGAGAACAACAGUUUUGCCGAUGACGUUAUGCAUGUGGAGGCUAGGCUGGUGCAGGUCGGAACAUUCCAUGGGAGGUUCGGGUCGUGGAGGGUGGAAGAGGCCACAAACAUCGUCGAGCGAGUUCGACUCCCUAACUCUGCCUGCAACAAGGGCCGGUCAUUUGAGUUUUCGCCCAGCGACGGUGCCGUUCUCCGGGUCCCUCCGCUGAGCAGCUUAUCCUCACUCCGCUUCUGCAGGAUCAUCGACCUCGGGUAUCGACUGGAUGUGAGUGUGUCUGUUUGAAUCUUUGUUACCUCCAUGAAAUGUCAUGGAGGUUAUAUUUUUACCUCCAUGAAAUGUAAUGGAGGUUAUAUUUU